AUGGGUGAGGUGCACACAUCCUCUGGUUUUAUUGAACCACUCCCUUCUAGUUCCGGCAUCCUUUUCGAUGGUUUGGGUAAAAUAAAAAUAAAAAAGGGACAACUAGAUAUAAUCAAUUACAUUAAUAUUUCCUAUAUCGGCCCUCAUCUAUAUAAUUUAAAUGGCGUAUUUACCACUCUGGAAGAGAUAUGCAAACGUGCUAAUUAUCAGCCCUGCGAGAACACCCUGUCUUCCUUACUGGUUCGCUUUGAAGAUAUUAAAAGUGAAUUCAAUUCUAUAUCUCAUCUUAUUUCUAAUCGUAAUAAACGCUCAGCAUGGUUUGGCGCUAUCGGUAUCGCAUUUCGGCAUAUUUUUGGAACUCUUGACGAAGAUGAUGCAAUAAAAUAUGAUCAGGCUAUAGAGUCCGUUCAGAAAGAUGAGAAAACCCUUGCCAAAUUAAUUAAAGAAAAUAUUUUAGUAACAACAAAUACAUUAAACUCUUUUAAAGAAACGAUAAAGCAACUUGAACUAAAUGAAGAAAAAUUAAAUAAAAAUAUUUACCAAUUCUUUUCUAAAUAUGAAAAUGUAACAAAUAAACUUAUCAUAAACUCUAGCAUAAAUUCAAUUAUUAGUAACUUAGAAAGUUCUUUACUUACCAUGUCAUUCCAAGUACAAGACCUUAUUAAUGAUAUUCUAUUUGCCAGUCAAAAUGUAUUUCAUCCUAAUAUUUUAUCUCCUUCUCAACUUUACAAAGAACUUGUAAACAACAUCAGACAUUUGCCGGAAGAUACACAUAUUCCUGUACCCUUAGAUUUAAGUAAUAUUCAUUUAAUUUUAAGUAUUUCUAGUGUAGCCUGUUAUUAUUAUAAUCAUAAAUUAGUAUUCAUAUUACAAAUCCCUUUAGUAACUAGAGAAACAUAUGUGUUAUACAAAACCUUAGCUAUACCAAUUCCACACAAUAUGAAUGACCCGAAUUCGUUUAGUUUUAUUCUACCAAAUAAUCCAUAUAUUGCUAUUUCUAAUGAUAAGAAUGAUUAUUGUAUUUUUGAUAAUUUAAGAAAAUGUAGCCUUGUAAACUCUGAGCUCUAUAUCUGCGAAACUCGGGCAAUCCUUUCGACCAGUGGCAACCCUACGUGUGAAACAGAACUGUUGAAAAACCCUCAUAGUUCACUACCACAGCAAUGCAUAACGAAAACCCACAUUGGACCACUUGAUGCAUGGGAACCUCUCACAAAUAACAGAUGGGUGUUUAUCCAAUCACAUCGAAAUAAGAUCUCUAUAGAUUGUGGUGCAAAUGGCCUAUCUGAAACCACAGUAUUUGGUACAGGUAUACUUAGGAUACCUAAACAUUGCACUGUAUUCACAAGAACAAUGAAGAUAAAAGCUUACAAAAACUUCAAGGUUAAUAUUACCACACCUAUACUGGAUUUCACGUUGACAAACGAUUCUUGCUGUAAUAUGAUUCCCGAAAUUAAAAGUGAACUCAGUUCUGACUAUAAGACGCCGAAGGUCAUAGAUUUAAAUAAACUAAAACUUAACAGUGAAAGUGAAAUGAAAGAACUAGACAAUUUAAUUAAUAAGGAACCUUUUAUUGUAAAAUUCCAAACUCAUUACACAGUGUCUGUAAUUAUUAUUUUUAUGAUUUUUAUUAUAGUACUAGCUUAUAAGUUAGUUUAUUGUAUUAAGUUAAAGAAAAAUGUUAAACUCCACAAAACCACUGAAUCUGAAGAUGUGGAAAUGAAUGUAAGCCCUGCUCCUCUUAGACAUCUAUCUUAG
Messenger RNA from Pieris macdunnoughi, 1755 nucleotides. NCBI's taxonomy places the organism in Eukaryota, Metazoa, Arthropoda, Insecta, Lepidoptera, Pieridae. The record is from the annotation of a GenBank genome assembly.